Messenger RNA from Racocetra persica, 190 nucleotides. The record is from the annotation of a GenBank genome assembly. NCBI's taxonomy places the organism in Eukaryota, Fungi, Glomeromycota, Glomeromycetes, Diversisporales, Gigasporaceae.
GGCCAAAGACAAAGGCAUAGUUUUAGCGGAGGAUUAUAAUAAGGUAGUAGACGAACAGAAAAAUACAAAAGCAGAAUUAGAUACAGAAAUGACAUUACUUUCGCCAAUACCUUUUCCUUUCAAUUCAAAGUUCAGAGUUUGUAGGAUCUAUUUCCCAGUACAUUAUGAAUUCGGUACGGAAGUUCUAUAA